Molecule: messenger RNA, 2243 nt
Organism: Bradysia coprophila
Lineage: Eukaryota; Metazoa; Arthropoda; Insecta; Diptera; Sciaridae
Source: RefSeq, a predicted model, not a curated record
AUGGCUACAACAGCACAGUUCAAAUCAGUCGCCAGCAAUGACGUAAAAGUCACUCUGCAAAACGAAGAAGACUACAGGAAAGUCAAAAAAUUCAUUGAGAAUCAAAGUUCCGAAGAAAGUGAAUUCAAAGUAGUAAAAUUGUGAACUUCAAAUCUUCUGGUAUCAAAAUUUGAUCUUCAAUUUCAAUUAGCCAACGAUCAGGGCAUUCGACUACAAACGACCAUCAAUCCGGAAAUCAGACUGGAUGCGUGCAACGGUAUGGAACUUGAACAGCAAUUAGCCAACGAUCAGGGCAUUCGACUACAAACGACCAUCAAUCCGGAAAUCAGACUGGAUGCGUGCAACGAUAUGGAACUUGAACAGCAAUUAGCCAACGAUCAGGGCAUUCGACUACAAACGACCAUCAAUCCGGAAAUCGGACUGGAUGCAAUCUAUGAAUCACAAAUUAGAGCUGGUGUACCUAUACGGUACAAAAUGCGCAAAGAUAUGGACACCGAAGAACAGUCGGUCAACGAUCCGGGCAUUAGACUGCAAACACACAACGAGCCAAAAAGCAACAAUUGUCCAAUUCUGUAUCGACCAAUUGCUCACUACAUUAUGCCAGUGGGAUCGUUUCGGUGCAUCCAAUACAAUUCAAGAGACAGGCUGUGCAAUGUCGUUACCAUCUGCGAUGAAUCCGUUGACGUUGAAGCCAAAGACAUUUUCCAAGUCGUGUUCAUUCCUUGGUACGAUACAAACGGUGUUUUUACCACAAUCAGUACCCACCAUUUCAGUCAGAUUGUAAUCUUGAAGAUAAUGGACGACAUCAAUGAACUCUCGUCAACCGAUUUAAUCGCAAUCGCUCAGAAGUUUUACACGGGCACGUUGAAGGGAAAUGGGAAACUAACGAUAAUUUCCUCGGAAACGAAACCAUUAAGUGAAGUGCCAUGCGGAUUUUUGUCGGAACACGUCAUUUUAACGGUGAAUUUCAAAGCGGAUGGAGAGCAGCAUAGGGUUGAGUUUUUUGUGAAAAAUUUGGUCGAAUCUUUAACGGAAUAUGUUGCGGAAUUCGGAGUUUUCGAUAAAGAAUUUGGAGUCUUCGAAGAAAUCAUACCGAAGCUUGCACCGCUUUCUUCCAUUAAAUGGGCGCCUAUGUGUUACCUCUCCAAAGAUAAUGUCAUGGUGUUCGAGAAUCUACAGGAUACAGGGUUUGAAAUGGUUACAAACAACUAUGGGUUGUUCGACAUUCAUCAUCAUCUGGUUGCAGUAGGGUUACUAGCAGCGAUGCAUGCUUCGUCACUAAUCUACGAGAAACAAUGCUGUGCUAUAAAGGACGAAAAAUGGUUCCAUUUCCUCAACGAAAAUGUUUAUCCCACCGAUCCGAACGCCAUGAAAAACAGAACACAUAAAUAUGUUGUAGACACCCUGGCCGAAUUACUAAAGAAAAUUCCGAAAUACCUAGACAGACAAAACGAAAUCCUGCCAAAGUUUCGGAAGCUUAUGCACCGAAUGAAAGACUUGGUUCAACCAUCGACCGAAUACAGAAACGUUUUUUCCCAUGGCGACUUGUGGUGUAACAAUAUCCUGUUCAAGUAUGCCAAAUUCAGCAACGGAACCAAUAUCAACGAUCGCAUUCCCGUCGCAGCAAUUCUUGUCGAUUUUCAAUUAGCUCGUUAUUCACCACCAGCGUUAGACUUAUUGGUCAUGCUUACCAUAACGUCAACUAGUGCAUUUCGUCGGCAAUAUUUACCAAGACUAUGCGACGCGUAUUACGACCAUUUAUCAUUCGAAUUGAAAAAUCAUUCCAUCGAAAUCGGAACCGAAUUUCCACGACUGCAGUUCGAGGAAAGUUGCCGAUUUUACCGAUUGGUCGGACUGAUGGAGAGUUGUUUGUUUAGUCAUUUAACAUUGCUGCCCGGUGAUCUGGUAUUGAGUUCGACCAACGAUCCGGAGAAACGAAACGAGUUUAUGACGAAAUCGAAGACGGACGUUUGUGUGAAAGCCUUUGACACGGAUGAAAACUAUCGGAAUCGAAUGAGUGAUAUGCUGAUCGCGUUGGUGGAUGAGUAUGUGGUACCUGAAUUGUGUGAAGGGUUUUAAGGAUCUUGUUGGAGUGGCAGGAAGUUUUAGUAAAUAAAUAGAUAAAUCUGAAACGACAAGUGACAAGACAAGACAUCUUUGGGACAAUACCCGAGUUCCAUUCCCAUAGCCACCAGGCCCGGACUUGUCACAUUGUAAAAUUUAGAAUUUUCUUUUUUGCUCCA